GGCGGUGGCGUCCCAAGAUGGCGUCGUGGCUGCCAGAGACUCUGUUCGAAAUUGUAGGACAAGGCCCAGCGCCGAGCAAAGACUAUUACCAGUUAUUGGUCACCCGGUCCCAGGUGAUCUUUAGAUGGUGGAAGAUCUCUCUGAGGAGUGAGUAUCGAUCAACAAAACCUGGAGAAGCCAAAGAGUCUCAUGAAGAGUUCCUAGAGAACUCCCAUCUUCAAGUUCAAAUUGCCUUAAUAUUUGGUGCAAGAAUAUUAGACUAUGUCUUCAAUUUAUGUGAAGGUAAAUUUGACUUCCUUGAACAGCUCUCAGACAAUUUGCUCCUGAAUAUCAUUUCUUAUCUGAAUCUUGAAGAUAUUGCCAGGCUUUCUCAAACAUCACGCAGAUUUGCACAGCUGUGCAUGUCUGACGAGCUGUGGGAGAAGGUAGUCCAGUCUGCCUGUGACACCAUCACGCCGGACAUGCGGGCCCUGGCCAAGGACAUAGGCUGGAGGCAGAUGUUCUUCACCAACAAGCUGCAGCUUCAGCGGCAACUCCGCAAGAGGAAACAGAGACAAGAGAGCCAGGGAAACAGUAAAUUUUAGGGACACAUUUUCUUACCGGCAGGGGGGUCGAGGCCUGGGUGUCGUUCCCUUCCGUGUCCAAAUCUCUCCCGUUUCCUUCGACCCCGAACUCAAAUUUGAACUUGGCGAUUCAAGGAGCCAUCGGAAAAGCACACCGGGUUUGCACACACCUGCAGCCCCACCCGACUAGGCGGGGCCUCGCUUGAACCACGGUCCCCCUGUUGGAGGGUCCAGUUCGUGGCCCCAGCAAAGGGCUGCUGGAUAGGAAGCCCGUGACACCCGUAAGAAAAAGAGGCUUCUGCUGUACAGAAACAAACAAUAAAUGGU
Callorhinus ursinus (northern fur seal) is the source of this 890-nucleotide messenger RNA. RefSeq names its product F-box protein 36 (gene FBXO36). Gene Ontology annotation, molecular function: protein binding. Lineage: Eukaryota; Metazoa; Chordata; Mammalia; Carnivora; Otariidae. The record is from RefSeq and is a predicted model, not a curated record.